Messenger RNA from Lottia gigantea (owl limpet), 363 nucleotides. RefSeq lists its product as hypothetical. The annotation marks the transcript as partial. The record is from RefSeq and is a predicted model, not a curated record. The transcript has a single exon. NCBI's taxonomy places the organism in Eukaryota, Metazoa, Mollusca, Gastropoda, Lottiidae.
UUGUUGGCCUACAUACCUUUUUGUAUACCAGUGUACCUGUACCUGAAGCCCAUGUACCUUUGUAGAUCAAUGUACAUUUGUAGACCUGUGUACCUUUGUAGACUCAUGUACCUUUAUGGAUCCAUGUACCUUUGUAGACCAGUAUACCAUUGUAGACCCAUUUACAUUUGUAGACCAUCGUGCCUUUAUAGUCUAGAGUGCCUUUGUAGACCCAAGUACCUUUGUAGACUAAUGUACCUUUAUAGAGCAGUGUACCUUUGUAGACUCAUGUACCUUUGUAGACUCAUGUACCUUUGUAGACAAGCGCGCCUUUGUAUUGUUUAUUAUUUAUGUUCAGUAAAAAGGUGUGUAACAGACCAGUAG